Molecule: messenger RNA, 2928 nt
Organism: Cavenderia fasciculata
Lineage: Eukaryota; Evosea; Eumycetozoa; Acytosteliales; Cavenderiaceae
Product: C2H2-type zinc finger-containing protein
Exons: 3
Coding region: 1-2928 (975 amino acids)
Source: RefSeq, a predicted model, not a curated record
AUGAAUAAUAAUUAUUAUUACACCAUAGUCGACGAUAAUAUUAAUCAUCAUAGUACUAGCAACAAUAACAUCAAUACGACGAGUAAUAAUAAUAAUAUUAAUAUUAAUAAUAUUGUCAAUCGUAAUAAUAAUAAUAAUAAUAAUAAUAAUUAUUCUCAUCCCAACGUUGCGAUCACUACCUACCCGAAACCUUCGUCCCACAGCUCAUCAUCGGCAUCAUCUGCCACUCAAGUACAGACGCAACACAAUAAUAAUAAUAAUAAUGAUUUUUCAUCGUCAUCGACUAUACAUCUAAAGAAUAAUCGAAAUAAUAAUCAAGUACAACAGAUUCAAUCAAAUACUACAUUUAUACCAAAUCAACAACAACAACAAAAUCAACAGCAGCAGCAACAGCAACAAUAUCAUUUAGAAUUAUUUCGUAAUUCAUCUUUACCUGCUUUACCUUUACAUAAUAAUCAACAACAACAGCAAUAUAUUCAACAACAACAACAACAACAACCAUCACACCAAAAACAAUCUAAACAACAACAGCAACCUAUAGUAACAUCAUCUGUUGUUAAAACUUUAAAUAAUAAUAAUAAUAAUAAUUUUGUAGUUUAUUCACAACCUUUGAGUAAUAAUAAUAAUAAUACAUCAUAUCAAACUACGACAACGACUACGACGACGACAAGACAAGUUACAACCCAGCCAAUCAUACAAAAUAACACAACAUUGUAUCCAAUACCAAAAAAAACAACAGUCAUGGCCGAUACCAAUGGUAGCAGUAGCGGCGGUAAUAGUGGUAAUGAUCAAUUAUCAUCGUCAGGAGCAAAUGUUAUGAAUAAUAUGAGAAAUGCAAUAUCUGCUUCCCAAUCAUCUUUACAUUCUUUACAACAACAACAACAACAAAAUAAUAAUAAUCAACAACAACAACAAAAUAACUCCAACUCCAACUCUAACGACUCUAAUGACUCAAACUCAAACUCAAACUCCAACUCCAACUCCAACUCCAACUCCAACUCUAACAACUCUAAUGACUCAAACUCUAAUAAUAAUAAUAAUAAUAAUGAAAGUAUACUAGAUAUGAUAAGAUUUCGUGGAUCGACAGUGCGAUUUUUAAGAAUUUACGAAGAUGCUAUAACAGAAAAAUUAAAUACAAGAAACAAUCAACCAAAACCAUAUAGUAGACCUGCAUCUCGAGAAAAUAAUAAUAAUAAUAAUAAUAAUAAUCAAAAUAAUAAUAAUAAUGGAAAUGUAAAAUCACCACUUUUAAAUUCUCAAUCUCAAUCCUCUUCUUCUCAGUCUUUUAAUAUUUCCUUAUCAACAUCUGCACCAUCAAUUCCAAAUAAUAUUUCCGUCAACAAUAAUAAUAAUAAUAAUAAUAAUCUUAAUGGUAAUUUGGAUAUUGAUACAAUAUCAAUUCAUAAUAGUAUGAAUGGUAUAAAAAAUGGUUGGAAUGCAUCGAAAUGGGAGAAAUGUGAAUCGAUGAUAUCACAUUUGGACACUCCAAGUUUUACAACUAUUCCCAUACCAACGGAAAUCUACAAUUGUCCAGUAUGGGGAUGUAGCCAUAUUUUUUCAAAGUACAAAGAUAUUGAAAUUCACUUUUCAAUGGUUCAUUCUAAUCGACGUCAUGGAUUUCACCCACUGGACUCUAGAGGUGUUGAUCUCUUGUCAUUGUCUGAAAUUUCCGAUCAAAUGGUAUUGGAACGUUAUUCCAAAACCUCAUUGCCCUUUGUCACUAUUGGAUUACCCAAAUCUUGGCAACACGAUGAUAUUUCAGUUCAAUAUCUUCAACAACAAUAUGGUGACUCUAUGACUCUAUGGAAUAUUGUCGAUGAGUAUGGUCGCAAUCGUCAAUACAUUGGAGAUUUUUCAAAGUUUUGUUCAGCCACUCCACGUGCCUUUAGAAAUAAUUGUUGUGUAAAGGUUCAUUGGAAUAUUCCAUCAACUUGGGAAUCAUUACCUCACUUUUCACCAAAUUAUCUAAGUCUCUAUAACUCUGAUAAUAAUAAUAGUGGUAGCGGUAGCAGUGAUCUUUUAUCAGAUCAACUUUUAAAAUCUCAUAUAUUUUUGGCUGGUUCUGGUUCAAUCAUUUCACUUCAUAGACAAUUUUCAGAUUUAUCUAUUAUUUUAUUACAAGGUUUACAUAGAGUAAUAUUAUUUCCACCAAAUAAAAUGGUAGAGAUGGCAUAUCAAAAUAAACAAAUUCAAAAUAGUUCAAAUGGUAAAAAGAACAAAUAUAUUUAUUUUGAACCACAGUUAUCAAAUGACGAUGUUGAUUUGAUUGGUAAAUAUUCUGGAAGAGUAGUUUUCUUGAGAGCAGAAGAAACUAUCUUUAUUCCUGCUGGUUGGUAUUUUCAAGUUACAGUUUUAGAAGAUGAUUCAAUUUCAAUUCAUUAUCAAAAUAUUAAUCAAAAUAAUAUAGAAUUUUAUUUACAACAACCAUCAUCAAACAAUCAACAAUCAUCAACAAACAAUCAACCAAAUCCAACUAGUAUGAAACAAUCACUUCAACAACAAGCAAAUUCAUUUAAUAGUAGUAAUUAUGGUGGAACAUCAUCAACGGGAGGAAAUAUCAACAAUCAUUACUCUUUUGGAAAUAUUGAAUUUAUUAAAACCAUUGUUGGAGAUGUUUUAAAGAGAUCGAAUCAUUGGAUUAAAAAUCAAAGCAAUUUUAGAGGAUCAAGUGUACAAAUCCUAGAGACAACAAGCAAACGUUGGAACAACUAUCAAUGCUCACUCGAUCAAAGAACAGCCUAUAGUCAAAUCAGAGCAACCAUGUAUGAAUGUCAUACCCUCAUAUCUGCUUCCUACCUCGCCAUCCAAGAUCGAAAAUUGGAUGAAAAAAUUAGAACCGAAUUCCAACGUCUUGUAGAAUCACUUAAAAAAUCAACUCAUGAUUUAAAUUAUAUUUUGAUUGGUAUGAGUGGUAGUCCUUUUAUUUAA